This is a messenger RNA of Sceloporus undulatus (fence lizard), 5566 nucleotides long. RefSeq names its product myotubularin related protein 4 (gene MTMR4). Gene Ontology annotation, biological process: dephosphorylation; regulation of autophagy. The record is from RefSeq and is a predicted model, not a curated record. NCBI's taxonomy places the organism in Eukaryota, Metazoa, Chordata, Lepidosauria, Squamata, Phrynosomatidae. The transcript is spliced from 20 exons. Gene Ontology annotation, molecular function: protein phosphatase binding; metal ion binding; phosphatidylinositol-3,5-bisphosphate 3-phosphatase activity. The coding region runs from base 217 to 3675 and encodes 1152 amino acids.
CCUACUGAUUGGUCGCCGCGCGAAGGGAGGCGGGGGCGGUGUCCGAGGUGGGAUCAGCGCCGUCCGGAGGAGAAGGAGCGGCGGUGGCAGCGGCGCAGGAAGAUGCCAGUUUCCACUACACUCCGGCGCCUGCAAACCGAGGAGGACUGAUUCCCAAGGUGGAUCUUGAGCAGCUCUGGAGAGAAGACGGAGGUGGCCGUCGCCCGGAGAACGACCAUGGGUGAGGAAGGCCCUCCCAGUUUGGAGUACAUCCAGGCCAAGGACCUGUUCCCCCACAAAGAGCUCAUCAAGGAAGAAGAAUCAUUACAGGUCCCAUUCCCAGUGCUGCAGGGCGAAGGUGUGGAAUACCUGGGCCAUGCCAGUGACGCCAUCAUUGCCAUUUCCAACUACCGGCUCCAUAUCAAGUUCAAGGACUCCGUUGUCAAUGUGCCUUUGAGAAUGAUGGAAAGCGUGGAGAGCCGAGACAUGUUCCAGCUUCACAUUGUCUGCAAGGAUUCCAAAGUAGUCAGGUGCCAUUUCUCUACUUUCAAGCAAUGCCAGGAGUGGCUGAAGCGACUCAGCCGAGCCAUUGCGCGCCCCACCAAGCCGGAAGACCUCUUUGCGUUUGCUUACCACGCCUGGUGCUUGGGGGUCUGCGCCGAUGAGGAAGACCAGCAUGCCCACCUCUGCCGCCCGGGAGACCACGUGAAAUACCGCUUCGAGAUGGAGCUGGCCCGGAUGGGCUUCGACCUGCAGAACGUGUGGCGGGUUUCCGACAUCAACAACAACUACAAGUUGUGUUCCAGCUACCCGCAAAAGCUCCUCGUUCCUGUCUGGAUCACAGACAAAGAGCUGGAGAAUGUGGCUUCCUUUCGCUCUUGGAAGCGGAUCCCAGCAGUUGUGUAUAGACACUUGCGCAACGGGGCAGUGAUCGCCCGCUGCAGUCAGCCUGAGAUCAGCUGGUGGGGCUGGCGCAACGCCGACGACGAGUACCUCGUAACUUCCAUUGCCAAAGCCUGUGCCUUGAACCCGGGACAGAGGUUGGCCGGGGGGACCCCGCAUUCUGGGCUCAGCGAUGGCAGCGAGGCCUGCGAUGCAGGGUUUGAUUCGUCCCUGACGGCGUGCUCGAGCGUGGAGAGUUCGGCCACCCCGCAGAAGCUGCUGAUCCUGGACGCCCGGUCUUACACGGCAGCCGUUGCCAACCGAGCCAAAGGCGGAGGCUGCGAGUGUGAAGAAUAUUACCCCAACUGUGAGGUGGUGUUCAUGGGGAUGGCCAACAUCCAUUCCAUCCGGAACAGCUUCCAGUACCUGCGGGCCGUCUGCAGUCAGAUGCCAGACCCUAGCAACUGGCUUUCGGCCCUGGAAAGCACCAAGUGGCUGCAGCACCUCUCCGUCAUGCUGAAGGCAGCCGUCUUGGUCUCCAAUGCGGUGGACCGGGAGGGCCGCCCGGUGCUGGUGCAUUGCUCCGACGGCUGGGACCGGACCCCUCAGAUUGUUGCCCUGGCAAAGAUCCUCCUGGACCCUUAUUACAGGACGAUGGAGGGUUUCCAAGUACUGGUGGAAUCCGACUGGCUGGACUUUGGCCACAAGUUUGCCGACCGCUGUGGCCACCAGGAGAAAGCCGAGGACCAGAAUGAGCAGUGCCCUGUUUUCCUGCAGUGGCUGGAUUCUGUCCACCAGUUGCUCAAGCAGUUCCCCUGCCUUUUUGAAUUCAACGAAGCUUUCUUGGUGAAGCUGGUGCAACACACAUACUCUUGCCUUUAUGGGACCUUCCUCGGGAACAGCCCCUGUGAGCGCGAGAUGCACAACAUCGCCAAGCGGACAUGCUCAGUGUGGUCCCUCCUGAGAGCCGGCAACAAGAAUUUCCACAACCUGCUCUACAUAUCUGGCACUGACCAGGUGCUGCAUCCAGUGUGCCACGUGCGAGCGCUGCACCUCUGGACCGCUGUCUAUCUCCCAGCAUCAUCCCCCUGUCCUCUAGGAGAAGAGGGCAUGGAUCUCUACCUGCCUUCUGGAUCUCAGAGUCAGGAGUUUAGCAGCAGGUCUCUCGACAGGUUACCAAAGACAAGAUCCAUGGAUGACCUUCUCUCUGCCUGCGACCCAGGCAGCCUGCUGACCCGCACAUCGAGCGAUCCCAAUCUGAACAACCACUGUCAGGAUGUCAGAGUCAACCUGGAACCCAGACACCCCAAUGCCGAGGAGACGGCGGCAUGCAAAGAGAGCUUGGGAGAGGAACCGUCUCAGGUGGCAGAGCCACAAUCGCAACAGCAGGAACUCUAUGCCCUCAGUACUGGUGGUGGCAGCAGCGGCAGUUCUGACGGUUGCCAGAUCGACCAGCAGCCAAUUGUGGAGGACCACGGGGCGUCCCAGCAGCUAAACAACCCAUCGCCAGAGGUGGGAGGAAGGGUAAGUGAGACGGUCCUAGAAGCAACGGAAAGCCCCCACCCAGUACCUCUUGGACAGAAGAUUCUUUCCCAGGAUUUGGCCAGAACAGAAGAGCCGUUCGAAAGGUUACCCUGUGCCCCCGCGAAAGACGUUGGCAUGGAACCCAGGGGCACAUGGAACUUGGUUGAACCUUCUGGCUUCCCAGAACCCUCCCUCCGGCCUUCAGCGCGAGCCCCUGGUUUUGGGAACCAGCCGGCUCUGAGCCUCCCGAGACAGGAUGCUCCCAGCUGCCGAAAGGAAGAGGAAGAGGAAGGCAGACGGGGAAACGCGAGGCAUGGGGAGGAAGGCCACCAGGUGGGGAAGGCUCAGCCCGAGUGGUGGAGGAAGGGGAUUUCUCAGAGCCAAAUGAGUGAGUUUUCUCUCCUGGGGGUCAACUGGGACAGUUUCCAAGGGAUGGGGACUUCUGUCCCCGGGGGAGACGGGGCCCCGCGGCGACUCCUUUCCUACGGCUGCUGUAACAAGAGGCUGAGCCAUCGGUACCUCUGGGCUUCGGGACUGGGCCUCAGUGGCCAGUGGCCUUCGAAAGACGGGGUCAAGCUCCCCGGCUGCUCUGGCCAUUCUGGCCCUCACUGUAUAGGCGGCCCGGCCGGGAAGGCCAACCGACCGUGGCUCCCCUGCCACUUGAAGCAGGCCCUCAGCUCCAAGCAUGCGGCCCCCAGCAGCCCUUCUCCGGUGCCUCCCUUCUACCUGGACGACGACGGCCUCCCCUUCCCCACGGACGUCAUCCAGCACCGGCUGCGGCAGAUCGAAGCCACCUACAAGCAGGAGGUGGAGCAGCUGCGCAGGCAGGUGCGGGAACUGCAACUCCAGCUGGACAUCCGCCAUUGCUACCCUCCGCCCGCUGAGCCCCAGAUGGACUACGAGGAUGACUUUACUUGCCUCAAGGAGUCGGAUGGCAGUGAAAAUGAGGAUUUCUAUUCAGACCACAGCGAAGACUGUCUAUCGGAAACAAGCUGGGAGCCUGUCGACAGAAGAGAAACGGAGGUCACACGCUGGGUCCCAGACCACAUGGCCUCACACUGCUUUAACUGUGACUGUGAGUUCUGGCUAGCCAAACGCAGGCAUCAUUGCAGGAACUGUGGGAACGUCUUCUGUGCCGGCUGCUGCCAUCUCAAGUUGCCCAUUCCGGACCAGCAGCUCUACGACCCGGUCCUCGUCUGCAACUCCUGUUACGAUCACAUCCAGGUCUCCCGCGCCAGGGAACUGAUGAGCCAGCAUUUGAAGAAGCCCAUUGCCACGGCUUCCAGCUGAAGGCCAGACGAGGGGAAAACCUUGCCCGAGCCCAGCCUUUUCCCCCCCGACUCGGUGGACUGGAAGGAGAAGGCUGCCUCCGCUGUGGCAGCCGAGGAGGUCGGUCGGUCGGUUGCGCAGCACUUGGUCACCGAGCCGCGUAUGCACUUGGCGGCGAUUUCUCUCCCAACUCCCCCCAACCCACCCCACUUGGUGCCCCGUGUAUUGGAGAUGAGGAAAUUGGAUUAAAAAAAGUGUGAUAUGGCCCACACUAUGGUACUGUUUGUGCUCUGAAGACGACCCGCGAGGCUCAAUCGGAGACCGCACGGUUGUCUUUUCCUUCCGAGGGUUGACGGGCCGUGCGGCGUGUCGACUACUCUACGCUGGGCUCCCCGAGAGCGAGAGAAAGGCUUGGUUGGCAUCAGACCCUUCUUUUCCCCCACCUGGAUUGCACAAGAACAAAAAUGGCAGCCCCAGAGAUCAGCGGGAGCCUGUUUUUGGCUUGCUAGCCACUUCCUUGGGAUGGCUCAAGGUUGCCAGCGGGAUGCGGAAGGGGUUCCCUUCUCAAGUGGAAGGGAUCUUUACAAAUUCCUCUCAUGGAGUAGACUCUGUCCCAGUGGGAAAGCAAAGUUUGGGCUUGUUCCACAUCUUGCCCGCUGUGUUAUGGGGCGCCCAUUGGGGCUCUCCAGGGGAGAGACGUCUUGAGCUCCCCACGGCGUGUGUCCCCCGCCCCUUAUGCUGCACUCGUGUCUCCCUUAUUUCGGGUUGCGCUUCUAACCCUGCAAACCGGAGGAGGGCAGGCUUUGUGGGAUUUCUAGACCUCCUGGAAUGUGCUGUCUAGUGUGCUUUUGAGGGUCUCAGUCCAAAACUGCUGCUAAUGUUUAUUUCUCUGCACUUAAAACCAUAGUCUGGGUGGGGUGCCAGUUGUGUGAGCGGGGAAGGGAGAAGGAACGCCAGCCCUGUUGCGAGGGGACAAGAUGGACCGUUAUCCAUCCAUGCCAAGAACGCUUCCCAGUCUGUUCCAACACCAGUCAACACUGUCUUUAUGGUUCGGCAACCCAGAGUUAUCACAAGACGGUGAGUGUGUGGCCUUUAAGGUGUUACUGGAUUGCAUUUCCCAUGGCCCCCUUUUUGGAUAGCUAAUGGGAGCUGCAGUUCAAUAGCAUCUUCAAGGCAAACGCGUGGCUUUUGCUGUCAUCCAAGCAAACUGAAAUGGUUUAGAAAGCGGGUGUGGAAUGCAAGCAGCUGAGGUUUUUGCUGGUCUCCGUGAGAGUUGUGUUCACCAUCGAUUGUAUCCUCAAGGAGACAAGGAAAUGGACAUAACUGAGGAGAACGGUGUCCCCUUUGCCCAAAAUCUUGGCACCCAGGAAGAAAGUCUGCUUUUUUAAACCCUUGUCAGCUGAGGUGGUGGUUCUGUCUUUCGUUCAUCUAAAUAUCUUCCGCACUUCUGCCUGCGUCGGGUCAUGUUAAGCCUAAAUUCAUCUCGCCACACUGGAUCUCCCUGAAUUUGCCAGGGAAGGAAAGAGAGGAGACUUCGUAUUAGCAAACGGCGGGAUCUCCGGUUUUUAAAAACAUCACAACAUUUGGCCAUACUACUACGAACUUUGUACAAAGGGAUGCAAGGAGGAGGAGGAGGAGGAGGAGGAGAGUUCCGAUCCGGUUCCACGUUGGGCUCAUUUGCACAGACGUAAAACGGCAAACAUCAGAAAGCGAGAGAAGGCAGCCGCGGUUGAAUCCAAAACGGCUUUUUUUGGCGCUCGUGGAUUUCGCGUCUCCGUCUCGGAGCAAAACCAAACGGGGGAAAACAAAACACAGAACGACCCAACAACUCCGAAACGAGAUCGGUAGCUUUGUGACGAAACAAAUGUGCUGUAAGAAAUUCAAUACGGUUGAAUAAAAUCUCUAUAUUAGU